Messenger RNA from Petromyzon marinus (sea lamprey), 2742 nucleotides. NCBI's taxonomy places the organism in Eukaryota, Metazoa, Chordata, Hyperoartia, Petromyzontiformes, Petromyzontidae. The record is from RefSeq and is a predicted model, not a curated record.
AGAAGCUGUUAGCCUUGUUCGUACACGUGCUUGCGAUCAUCGCCACGAGGCUGGGUCAAGCGAAGCUUGCUCGGGCAUGCAGCCCAUCUGGUUGUUUUUUUUUUGGACAAGGAAAGAUUCGAGCCCGGGCAGGCGGCGUGGCUUCCCCCACCACGCAAGCGUGACUCACUCAAGCCCAAGACACCCCAAGCACAGCAACAGUCUGUGUGAUAGCCCAGCCCAGCGAGGGAGGCAUAGCCCAACCCAGCAAGGGGGGGGCAUAGCCAAGCCCGUAAGAUCCACAACAGAACACAGCCAAAACACAGCCAAAACACAAAGAGGCAGACAGCAGCUGUGUGUUUUGCUCAUCUGUGUCGACGGCGGAGCGGCGGUGCUGCGGUGAAGCUUCGGCAAGUUCCUCCAGUGGAGACUAGAGUUUCUGACGGCGAGCAAGAUGGUGCCGGGUUUCGUAUUUGCCUUCCCGGUCAUCUUCAUCGUCAUCGCCAUCAUCGUGGCGUUCAUCCUGUGCUGCGUGUGCCCCUGCUGCCCCAUCUACAAGCGUCUUCAGCCAUCCACGCAGGACUACGCGGCAGUGCAACAAGGCGCGACGGCGCCGGCAACAGACGUGCCCGCGGACCCACCGCCAACGGCAGCCGCCCGGUCGGCACAACCGGGGCAGCCGUUGCCUUCAAGCCCACCGGGAGGCGCCUUCAGUCCGCCAGCUCAGCCUCAACCGUACCCGUCGGGGCCACCACAAGCGGCGUACCCCUCCUCCCCGCAAGCCCCGUACCCCUCACCGCAGGCCCCGUACCCCAUGCCGAGCUAUCCGGCCGGUCCCAACCCCCCGUACCCGCUCGCCAUGCCGCAGCCGUGCCUGCCUGGCGCGCACUUGCAGGAGGGUGCCUACCCCGCUCCGCCUGGGUUCCACGUGGGGCCCAUGCCACCAUGUGGCCCAUUGUUCGCUCCUGAGGGCCCUCCGUACCCGACUGGGCCCUCUGGAUACAAUGCAGGCCCGCAGCCCCCGUAUCCUGUGAUGUAGCUCACCAGGGCUGAUUUACGUGAACAACCAAGCAAGAACUCCCUGGGCUUUGCGGGGAAUUCAAAAUUACGACCUUGAAUCACACGGUGGCCUGUGCCACAUUUUAUGUAGCGUUACCCCAAGCAAUGUUUAUUGUGAAAAUGUUUAUACGCUGUCCAAGUGUAAGAAUUGUGCGUCGGAAAAAAAAUGAUUGCGCAGCGGAUAGAGUUUUGCAAGUGUCGCUUCAUCUUGUAAGCUAGCUGCGGUUAUUUUUUUUAAAACGCCGCACAGCUCAACCGUUUUAUAAGCACCUUUAUUAAACUUACGUGAAGUACUGUGCUCGAUUACUGUUCGAAACAAGUAAAGCUGGCUGAAUUGCAUUGCCAUCCAUUGUCCACCUACUGGUAAGAUUGGUACACUGCUGUGAAUUGAUUGGCGGAUUACUCACAGUGGGGUAAAACCUUGAUUGGUCUUCCUCCUCUUUUAAGUUCUUAACGAGGGUGGGAUAUUGGCCUGAACGUGAACGCUUGCAGAGCGUGUGUCUUCUCCGCUGUUUGCAACAACAACAAAAAUCACCCAAAAAUGUCAAGUUAUUAAUGGAUUUCAUUCAUAUUCUGGCAACAAAAUGCAGAGAUAGCACUGUUUUAAUGUCAAAGGCUUCUGCCCGAGGGUACACCAUUGGCAGCUUUUGAUGGUUUUGUAUUUGAUUUUGCUCCACAGUAUUUAGCUUUUGAUUGGAUUUUAUUCUGUCAAAGCUCGAUUAAGCAAUUGCUGCUUAUGAAGCUGAUCUUCCAACCUGACUUUACCAUCUAUUUUUCCACUAUCUCAAGGGAGUUUUAUGGGAAACAAAGCCAAUUUAUGUGCUGAAAAGCAGUACAAAUUUUUGUUUUAAAACACGAGUAAGAGUAACACGUCCCUUUUUUUGAAAUAUUGGUGUUAGCCAUGGUUGUAAAUUAACAUGUUUUUCUUAAUGAGGCCUAAUGCCGCGUGUCAAUGUAAAGGGUUCUUGAAAAUUCUCACCAGAGCUAUUGUUUUGAUUUGAUGGCUUUACUCAUUUUUUAGUAAUGUAUUAUUUAUUGUCGCAUUAUGUUUGUGUUGUGCGCAUGUUUAUUUAUACAUUUUUUUGCCGUUUUGUUUCUGUUUUUUUAGCAUAGUAUUUGAUUUUGCUUUGCAUAAAAAAGUAUAUAUAAGCCAGCUGCUGAUGCUCAAAAUAAAAUAAUGCAAAAAGAAAAAAUGAUUUCUUCUUGAAAUAUGGAUUUCACGGCUUUGCUCACAAAGCGGAGGAGCUUAUUGCACGAAGCAUAUUUUACAAAGAGCCUUGGCAGCUCUUGACAUGCUUGUGUAACCAAGAACAGCAAUGCAGUGAAACUGUGCUCCACUAUGGUGGAAAAAAGUCAAUGAUUGUUACAUUUAUGGUUCCAAAUGCAUGCUUUGGAAAGGUAAAACAAAAUUGCAUCAUUGUACUGAUAACAGGUUUAUUAUAAUCGGCCACAGGCUAACAGGUUAAGAUUUAACAAUGCAAAUAAUUUCAUCUCUUGUACGUGAAAGCUGAAAUAUAUAUUCAGUGCUGUGUGAUGUCUGCUCUUGUUGACCCUUAAAUUAUAAACUGCGUCAAUCUGUUCAUAGUGCCAUAUGUUUUGGGAGGUAUAAUUACUGUGUUCUUAUUAUAUUUACACACGUAAAAAAAACAUGAUGGUGCUAUGCACGCUUGUAUUAAAUUAUUACUUGAACGCCGUAUGGGCUAU